GCAGCAUGUUCAAACUUAUUGUAAUUAUUUGUAGUCUGCCCUUGUGGCAUUGCCAAGUGCACACCUCAACGGAUAAUCCCUAUAUUGUGACUAGUUAUGCGAAGCUCACUUGGUUUGCUGCAUAUGAAGUCUGCCAACGGUCCAAUAUGAUUUUGGCCUCAGUUCAAGGUUUUCAUCAAAACACCCAACUAUUAAAAAGUAUUUUACUCAAAGGACCUUUGCUAGGGCGAGAAAAGUUUUGGCUUGGCGGCACCAAUAUGGCACUGCGGAACUCCUGGAAUUGGUCUGGGAAGGGUGUACCUUUGGGCUAUAAGAAGUGGGCCAACGAGGAGCCAUGCUCCGAUUUAACGGGAGACAAAGCCUGUUUGGUAUUUGGUCUCGAUGGAAAAUGGUACAGUGAGGACUGUAAUUCCGAAUAUUAUUUUGUUUGUGAAAAGCUAUUUAAUGAGAGCGCAAAUUCGGAACAGAUCUAUAUAUAGGAAUACUUCAGAAAAUAGAUCUACUUGUUAUUUAUUUAUUUAAUACCAACAAUGAGCAGAACAAACUUACAAAAUAUAAUAUUGGCAAU
This is a messenger RNA of Drosophila busckii, 568 nucleotides long. Its product is annotated as snaclec macrovipecetin subunit beta. Gene Ontology annotation, cellular component: external side of plasma membrane. The record is from RefSeq and is a predicted model, not a curated record. Gene Ontology annotation, biological process: biological process involved in interspecies interaction between organisms. Gene Ontology annotation, molecular function: carbohydrate binding. The transcript is spliced from 3 exons. Lineage: Eukaryota; Metazoa; Arthropoda; Insecta; Diptera; Drosophilidae. Bases 6 to 479 code for a protein of 157 amino acids.